Macroventuria anomochaeta is the source of this 944-nucleotide messenger RNA. RefSeq names its product mitotic spindle checkpoint component mad2. Lineage: Eukaryota; Fungi; Ascomycota; Dothideomycetes; Pleosporales; Didymellaceae. Gene Ontology annotation, cellular component: kinetochore; nucleoplasm; cytoplasm. Gene Ontology annotation, biological process: mitotic spindle assembly checkpoint signaling. The transcript is spliced from 8 exons. The record is from RefSeq and is a predicted model, not a curated record. Bases 58 to 837 code for a protein of 259 amino acids.
ACUAGCCACUAAGCACCACCACUCCCCCAGCCACUGAGCAUUACCACUCCCUCCAACAUGUCUGAGCCAAGGACCACAAGGUCGUCCAAAACCACCUCGUCAGCCUCCAAGUCAACCUCAGCCUCCAAGUCAGCCUCAGCCUCCAAGACAACUUCCAAGUCCAAGUCCAAGUCGUCCAAGAGCGAUGAGUCCAAGGUGCACAAGCUGGCUCUGAAGGGCUCCUCCAAGAUCGUCAACGAGUUUUUCGAGUACUCCAUCAACACCAUUCUGUUCCAACGAGGCGUUUAUCCUGCAGAAGACUUCACAGCGGUCAAGAAGUAUGGACUGACUAUGAUGGUGACCGCCGACGACCAAGUCAAGGCGUACAUCAAGAAGAUCAUGUCGCAGCUCAAGGAGUGGAUGUACGGUGGCAAGAUCACGAAACUCGUCGUUGUCAUCACCAGCAAAGAGACCGGCGAGCACGUGGAGCGAUGGCAGUUCGAUGUCCAGAUCUUCGGUAAAAAUGCAAGAACCAAGUCAUCCAAGACUACGACAGACCAAGAGAACUCGGUUCCAGAAGGAGGCGAGGUUCCAGAAGAAAAGACAGAAGCUGAGAUUCAAGCUGAGAUCCAGUCCGUCUUUCGCCAGAUCACAGCCUCGGUCACAUUCUUGCCGAUGCUCGACGGUAACUGCACAUUCAAUGUGCUCGUGUACGCCGAUGCAGACUCAGACGUGCCUCUCGAGUGGGGCGACAGCGACGCCAAAGAAAUCAAGAAUGGCGAAAAGGUACAGUUGAGAAGCUUCAGCUCAAGCAAUCACCGAGUAGAUACGCUAGUGAGCUACAGGCUCGGCGAAUAACCUCAAUAUACACAAACCUAUACUUGCAAUCGCUGGCAAGCGCUGGCAUGCUAUCUUCGCGCGAGCCUGUUUCUACCCUGUUUCUACCCUGUCUCUCUCUUACCGCA